AUGGCCAUUCUGCAUGACGGAGCCGUGGUCAAGUUCCUGCUGUUAUUGAUGUUGGGGCUCACCCUCCUGAAAGCAGGCGAUGCUGCCCCCAAAACACCCAAGAAUUGCCCCGCUCAGGAGGAGAGCAUUGUGCAGCUUGGCAUUAGCACUUUCAAUGAAAACCAGGGUGGUCCCAUUUUAUCAAACAUCAACAACCGUUCCACCUCCCCCUGGGAUUACAAACUCACCAAGGACCUGAACCGCAUUCCCUUUUCCAUCGCAGAGGCUGAAUGCAGGGCCAUCAGCUGCACUGGUGCCAAUGGGGAGUCAAACAGCUUCAUGAACUCCGUUCCCAUCCAUCAGGAGACCCUGGUCCUCCGGAGGGAGCCCCAGGGCUGCUCCCUUUUCAGGCUGGAGAAGAUACAGUUGGUUGUUGGGUGCACCUGUGUCACCCCUCGCAUCACCCGUGCAGACUGA
Messenger RNA from Echinops telfairi (small Madagascar hedgehog), 456 nucleotides. It is a transcript of the gene IL17F, whose product is annotated as interleukin 17F. The record is from RefSeq and is a predicted model, not a curated record. Lineage: Eukaryota; Metazoa; Chordata; Mammalia; Afrosoricida; Tenrecidae. The coding region runs from base 1 to 456 and encodes 151 amino acids. Gene Ontology annotation, cellular component: extracellular region. Gene Ontology annotation, molecular function: cytokine activity. Gene Ontology annotation, biological process: inflammatory response. The transcript has 3 exons.